Molecule: messenger RNA, 2074 nt
Organism: Salvelinus namaycush (lake trout)
Lineage: Eukaryota; Metazoa; Chordata; Actinopteri; Salmoniformes; Salmonidae
Product: ras-related GTP-binding protein C-like
Exons: 7
Coding region: 337-1491 (384 amino acids)
Biological process (GO): positive regulation of TOR signaling; cellular response to starvation; cellular response to amino acid stimulus
Cellular component (GO): lysosome; Gtr1-Gtr2 GTPase complex; nucleus
Molecular function (GO): GTP binding; GTPase activity
Source: RefSeq, a predicted model, not a curated record
GAAAAUACAGGUUAUGGCGGAAGUGAGACAAAAUUGGCUAGUUGAUAAGCUAAACCCGGGGGUGUUGGGUAGCGGAAGUAUAGUAUACAAUAAUGUUGUUUGGUACUAAAAUGCUGGUAUUUAGUUCGUAGUGAAUACACCCUAUAACAGCACUACCUAUUGUCUGUUUUCAAAUCACGACUAGGUUGUGAACAACCAAGCAAAACCAGUAGCUAGCAAGCUAUCUGAGUAGUUAGCUAGGCUAGUUAGUGCUAACGCUAUCUCAAAACAGGGUUGGAUUUGACCAGUAGAUUUAACAAUCGCUAACGUUGAUUUGUUUGGUAGAGUUGAGGCAAAAUGUCGAUUCAGUACGAGGAGCCUGCAUUGGCUCGGAGUUAUGGUGUUGUGGACUCUUUCCCAAAGGAUUUUGGCUACGGAGUGGAGGAACCAGAUAUCGAGGAGGAGAGCACGACGUCAGGUGACAGUAAACCAAGGAUCCUGCUGAUGGGAUUGCGGAGAAGUGGAAAGUCAUCUAUUCAAAAGGUUGUAUUCCACAAGAUGUCGCCCAACGAGACACUGUUCUUGGAGAGCACCAACAAAAUCUACAAGGAUGACAUCUCCAGCAGCUCUUUCGUCAAUUUUCAAAUCUGGGACUUCCCUGGUCAGGUGGACUUCUUUGACCCUACCUUCGACUAUGAGAUGAUCUUCAGGGGCACGGGGGCUUUGAUAUUCGUCAUUGAUGCUCAGGAUGAUUAUGUUGAAGCCUUGGGGAGGCUACAUCUCACAGUGUCCCGAGCCUACAGGGUCAACCCAGAGAUCAACUUUGAGGUGUUUAUCCAUAAGGUUGAUGGCCUGUCAGACGACCACAAGAUAGAAACCCAAAGAGACGUCCAUCAGAGAGCCAACGAUGACCUGGCAGAUGCCAGCCUGGAGAAGCUUCAUCUCAGCUUUUAUUUGACCAGCAUCUAUGACCACUCUAUAUUUGAGGCUUUCAGUAAAGUUGUCCAGAAGCUCAUUCCUCAGCUACCAACAUUGGAAAACCUUGUGAACAUUUUCAUAUCAAACUCUGGGAUUGAGAAAGCCUUCCUGUUUGACGUGGUCAGUAAGAUUUACAUCGCCACCGACAGCUCCCCUGUGGACAUGCAGUCAUACGAGCUUUGUUGUGACAUGAUCGAUGUUGUCAUUGACGUCUCUUGUAUCUAUGGCCUGAGGGAAGAUGGAAAUGGCAGUGCAUAUGAUAAGGAGUCUUUGGCCAUCAUUAAGCUCAACAAUACCACCAUACUCUACCUGAAAGAGGUCACCAAGUUCCUAGCCCUCGUUUGCAUCCUUAGAGAGGAGAGCUUUGAAAAGAAAGGUUUAAUAGACUAUAACUUCCAUUGUUUCCGCAAAGCCAUCCAGGAGGUGUUUGAAGUGGGGUCCUUGACACAGAGGACAGGCAGACUACAGCCAAGCUCGUCCAACAACAGCUUGUCCAGCGUAAAACUUGGUGUAUUAAACGGAAGUGCUGUUUAGAGGAAUGUAAGAAAAGCAAAGAGGUUUGGAAUGCCUUAGCCACUGAGAAUGGACAAGUAGUAAUUGUGUAUUUUACUUGGAAGGCUAUGAACGAUCAAAGGUGACACAGGGAAAAAGCAGGAAAAACCUUGAAAAAUAACACUUGGGAUGGGGGGGGAUGCUGUUCUGUGCAAGGAUUGAAAAGGGUAAAAAAAACGCUGCAAUGGACUAAACACUGAACAGAGUUGAAGCCAGCAACCACAUCUAUUUUAAGCACCUCAAUGUUUUUGGGUUGCGUCUAACCACUUAUUUGACAAUAAUGAUUAUUUUUGCUACAAACAGUUUUACGAGUAUCGAGAUGACAAUGUCGUCAUUGUGGUCUUCCUCAGCACAAGUCAUUUAAACAGGGCACUAUCUGUGUUUUCCCACUCUUAUUUCAGACAAGGUUCAACAGGAAGCAAUGUUGGAAAACAAAUUAAUUAGGAAGCCUGCAUUGAAACAGUAAAUAUCACUACCGUUCAAAAGUUUGGGGUCACUUAGAAAUUGAAAUGUCCUUGUUUUUGAAAGAAAAGCACUUUUUUUUGUCCAUUAAAAUAACAUAAAA